AUGCCACAUUUCCCUUCUGCUAGUCAAGCGCCCGAUGGACAGGAAAGCGAUGUAGCGCGCACUGCACGUAUUCGUGUCAAGACCCGAAGGCGAAGAUACCUGGAACAAAAUGUCGACUACUACAACUCGCCCAGCCUAGAGCUUGCAGGUGCUGCCGCGCGGCGUGUACGCUUCCAAAGCGCCGCGGAGCGUGAGGCCGAUGGACGCGACAAGGGUUAUUCGGGCAUACUCGAGGCCGACUUGAUGCGGUCAGAGGCCAAAAUUGAGGCUUUGAACCACCCGGAUCCCAACAGCCCUUUGACAUAUCGACGAGAUGCAUCAGGCGCAAUUACAGUAGUGGAACAAGACGAGGAAGAUAGGCCAAAGACGAAAAAAGAGGGGUUGUCCAAGUGGCGCGAGUACGUCGAGAUGCGUUUCCUCCGAGGCGAAGACCAAGACUUUGAUUACAAGCUUGUCGACGAAGAUGAACGCUAUGACGACCUAGACUGGGAGAGGCGAGAAAGAGAAGAAAACUACUUUGGACAGGAGGAAGCCGAAUUCGUCGGCGAGGGCGAGAAGACGGGUGAGACAGGAGUGCAGGACUAUUAG
Aureobasidium vineae is the source of this 588-nucleotide messenger RNA. The record is from the annotation of a GenBank genome assembly. Lineage: Eukaryota; Fungi; Ascomycota; Dothideomycetes; Dothideales; Saccotheciaceae.